AUGCCGUUUGAGGACGGCGCCUUUGAUGCGGUCUACGAGAUCGACGCCACCUGCCAUGCGCCCGACCACGUGGGCUGCUACCGGGAGGUGUUCCGGGUGCUGAAGCCGGGGGGCCACUUUGCCGGCUACGAGUGGUGCGCCACCAGCGAGUACGACCCGAAGAACGAGCAGCAUCGCAAGAUCAUGGCGGAAAUCGAGCUCGGUAACGGCCUGCCAGAUGUCCGCACAACUGCCGAGACCGCAGACAGCCUCAGGGCCGCCGGCUUCGAGGUGCUCGACACGCGGGACCUGGCGCUCGAGGCGGAUGUACCCUGGUGGGAUCCAGUGGACCCAGACUCCUGGCGGCUCGGGAACUUCCGCACCACUAAGGCGGGCCGCAGGGUGACUCACGCCUUGGUGCGUGGCCUGGAGGCGGUCGGUGUCGCGCCAAAGGGCUCCUUGGAGGUCGCGACCAUGCUGGAGCAGGCAGCAGACGACCUGGUGGCUGGCGGCAAGACGGGCACCUUCACACCACUCUUCUUUUUCCUGGUGCGGAAGCCGCUGCAAGCUGCCAGCUAG
Monoraphidium neglectum is the source of this 558-nucleotide messenger RNA. RefSeq lists its product as hypothetical. Gene Ontology annotation, cellular component: endoplasmic reticulum. Gene Ontology annotation, molecular function: sterol 24-C-methyltransferase activity. The transcript has 5 exons. Lineage: Eukaryota; Viridiplantae; Chlorophyta; Chlorophyceae; Sphaeropleales; Selenastraceae. The coding region runs from base 1 to 558 and encodes 185 amino acids. Gene Ontology annotation, biological process: sterol biosynthetic process. The record is from RefSeq and is a predicted model, not a curated record.